Messenger RNA from Monopterus albus (swamp eel), 1586 nucleotides. RefSeq names its product translocase of inner mitochondrial membrane 10 homolog B (yeast) (gene timm10b). The transcript is spliced from 3 exons. The record is from RefSeq and is a predicted model, not a curated record. Bases 316 to 975 code for a protein of 219 amino acids. NCBI's taxonomy places the organism in Eukaryota, Metazoa, Chordata, Actinopteri, Synbranchiformes, Synbranchidae.
GUUCUGCAAACCGGAACCAGGUGAUGCUUCCUUAUAAACGUAGACGAUCUUGGUAACAAGCAUGGCGGUGGCGUGGACAUGAAUGUCAUGCUCAUUGACUGUAGGCAAUGUUAUUCUUAUCUAUUUAACCAUUGCUUGAAUAAGUUCAUGUUUGGGUACGGUUCAGGCUGACAUAUAAGUCACAUCUUGUGGAGCUGUGCCUUCACUUACCUCAGGACAAGAAUCUUAAAAACCGUAAUUUACUCGACUCGUUAGCUGACCUGCUCUCAUGUUAGCAUUUUAGCUAACCAAUCGACAAGUUCAGACUGAAUCACGAUGGAUCCUGACCAACAGCUAAGAAAUCUGCGGGAUUUUCUUCUGGUUUACAACCGCAUGACUGAAAUCUGCUUCCAGCGAUGCACCAGCAACUUCAAUUACAGAAACCUCACCAUGGACGAGGAGCACUGUGUGGACAGCUGUGCAGGCAAGCUGAUUCGCUCCAACCACCGCCUGAUGGGCACCUACGUGCAGCUGAUGCCUCGGAUGGUGCAGCGCCGGGUAGAGGAAAUGGAGAGCAAGGCUACAGAGAAUGCCAAGGCAGCUGCUUCUGCAUCUGUGAUGCCCCCUGUCACAGAGGCCUCAUCGGCAUCUCAGACCACCAUCACCUCAUCACCACCCCCACAAAUACCUGGACUGUUAGCAGCUGAUGCUGGACCAGAGGCCCGUGGCUCACUUUCAAAGCCAGCAGGAUUAGACAUACCAGUUGAGCUGGAUGCUGCUGUAUUCAAGUCCACAACAGCUACAGAAGUGAAAUUAUCAGCUGCCACACCACUCACACCUGCAACUGAAACAGUAAAUCCCUCAGUGCUUAAUAAAGCUGGCAGUGGACCAUCUCGUAUGGCAGAAUUUCCUCAGUCACGUAUAGCUGGUACCCAGCUGGAGUCUGGGAGUUUUAUGCCAUCUAAACCAAGUUCCUCAUCACAAGAUGUGCCUUAGCCAGCCGUAGGUGCACCUGCAGUGUCUAAAUCCACAGAGAGCUAGUUGGGUCGGGAGAGAGCCCCAGGAGUUCCCCCUCUGUCAGGCCAGUAAUGAUGCCAAGGCUGCAUCUGUCUCAGAUGGUCAAACUGCUGACGUGGCUCCGACUCCCACCACAAACAGCCCUAAUCUUGCCCUAACUUAUAAACUAAUAGUCCUUGAAGUUUUUUUUUUUUGGAUUUGUCAUAAAAUGUAAAACAACUCUGCCUAAGUAGCAAAUUUAGUGCCCUAUGAUUUAGCGGGAAGAUGAGGAACUGCUGCAGUGAGUAGCAUGGUCAAGGAUGUCACUCAUGAUAAGAAAAGCUGUUAUUGUCAUAGUGGUUAUAAUUUCAGACAAAGUAUGACAAAAACAAGAAAGAAGUUGUAACUCACCAGUUGUCCCCAGAAGUGUUUUGUAAGGUGGCAGGAAAUACUAAAUGAAUCAUCAGGUCUAAAAAUGGCUUUUACUUUUUCAUAUUUUUUUUUUUUUUUUUUUUUUUUCUCAUUUGAAAUACUAAAGGGACCAUGUUGUACUUUGAAAACAUUAAAAGCCACAGCGCUGCUGAAUGUUUGCUGUUGGGGUGUAUGCCACA